Sinocyclocheilus anshuiensis is the source of this 2808-nucleotide messenger RNA. Its product is annotated as leucine-rich repeat-containing protein 4C-like. Bases 810 to 2699 code for a protein of 629 amino acids. The transcript has 2 exons. Gene Ontology annotation, molecular function: cell-cell adhesion mediator activity. Gene Ontology annotation, biological process: regulation of axonogenesis; synaptic membrane adhesion; modulation of chemical synaptic transmission. Gene Ontology annotation, cellular component: postsynaptic density membrane; glutamatergic synapse; plasma membrane. Lineage: Eukaryota; Metazoa; Chordata; Actinopteri; Cypriniformes; Cyprinidae. The record is from RefSeq and is a predicted model, not a curated record.
AAGGGAAGGAAUGAAGUUUAGUACGCUGACAUUAAACGACAGAUUUAACGAGAAGAUCCCUUAGCAACACGAAUUAAAACGUUAUUGCUGGAUGUUGAGACUCGAGUAGCCUAUUCAGUCGAGCCGAUGGUUCAACUUUGGGGAGGCUCUGCAGUGGACAUCGCUCACGAGAAAUGAUGAAGGCGAGAGGAAGGAGUGCGCACUCAAGGAGGCUGUGAGGUGAUGCUGUGACACAUUCACCAGCAUUCAGCGGAGUCAGCACGUUGUGUUGCAUCUAUGGACUGCGGUGGUGGAUGUGGGCAAGAUCUGAGGAGCAUGGGGCCAGUAUGCGUUGAAGAACGGCGGUGUAUGGCGGUGGUUUUAAAAGGCACAUCUCGAUCAGAGAAACCUACCAAGUACUAACUCUGGAUUUUACCCAAAGGGAGGCUGUUGAUAACCCAUGUGGUUUAGACAUUUCAUUCACGGAUGUGGAUACUAGGCUUAUUUUAUGUGUCCAGCACAACAUAUCAACGGUGGUAGAUUUAUCCCCCAUUUAUUUACAGAUUUUUUUAGAAGAUUUGUUCUCUUCCAGCCCCCCUCCCCCUUUUUUGCACCUGCUUUGCUUUGUCAAAGCUUACCGAGCGCUUUAGAGCGCUGCUUUUACUUGCAUCUCCGUACAUCGUGCAUGGAUUCUACAUGAACUGGGUGUUUUGUGAGGGCUGCAGUGAUGUUCCCAUUUACUGAUAUCGCCUCACAGCUAACAUUACCUGACAGAAAUGGACUGCCAAUACAUUUUUGGGAAGAGAAAAUCAGCAGGCAUUAAAUUAUGAAUGUUGAACAAGAUGACCUCUUACCAUCAGCGCCAGAUGUUGAGAGGUCCUAAAUGGAACGGGGCUUGGUUUGACCCCCUGUUUCUCCUGCUUUUAGCCCUGCAGUUGCUUGUUGUCGCUGGAUUGGUACGAGCCCAAACUUGUCCUUCCGUAUGUUCCUGCAGUAAUCAAUUUAGUAAGGUCAUCUGCACACGCAGAGGGCUAAAGGAUGUCCCUGAUGGCAUCUCCACUAAUACACGGUAUCUAAACCUUCAGGACAAUCAGAUCCAGGUCAUCAAAGUAGACAGUUUCAAGCAUCUACGACACCUUGAGAUUCUUCAGCUUAGCAGAAACCACAUCCGCAACAUUGAGAUUGGCGCCUUCAAUGGGCUGACCAGCCUUAACACUCUGGAGCUUUUUGACAAUCGCCUCACGACCAUCCCAAAUGGCGCCUUUGAGUAUCUAUCAAAACUGAAAGAGCUGUGGCUUAGGAAUAACCCUAUUGAGAGCAUACCGUCUGAUGCCUUCAGUCGCUUGCCCUCCCUGCGGCGGUUGGACUUGGGAGAGCUGAAGCGUCUCUCCUACAUUUCGAGUGGAGCAUUUCAGGGCUUAAGUAACCUUCGGUACCUGAAUCUAGGCAUGUGUAACCUCAAAGAGGUCCCCAAUAUUCAGCCCUUGAUUCGCUUGGAUGAGCUGGAGAUGUCUGGGAACCAGCUCACCGUCAUUCAGCCCAGUUCUUUUAAGGGUCUCGUUCAUCUUCAGAAGCUGUGGAUGAUGCACGCCCAAGUCCAAACCAUAGAGCGGAACUCCUUUGAUGACCUGCACUCUUUACAAGAGCUCAACCUGGCUCACAACAACCUUACCUUUUUGCCCCAUGAUCUCUUCACGCCUUUACACCACCUGCAGCGAGUGCAUUUGCAUCACAAUCCCUGGAACUGCAACUGUGACAUUCUUUGGCUGAGCUGGUGGCUGAGAGAGACCGUACCUACGAACACCAGCUGCUGCGCCCGCUGCAAUUCCCCUCCCAGCCUCAAGGGGCGCUACAUCGGCGAGCUAGACCAGAGCUACUUUCAGUGCUACGCGCCUGUUAUCGUUGAGCCACCUGCCGACCUCAAUUUGACUGAAGGAAUGGCGGCAGAGCUAAAAUGUCGGACGAACUCAGUGACCUCGGUCAGCUGGCUAACACCAAAUGGCUCCAUCAUAACACAUGGGGUUCUCAAGAUGCGCAUCUCCGUCCAAAACGACGGAACAUUAAACUUCACCAACGUCACCAUACAGGACACAGGAACCUACACUUGCAUCGUAAGCAACACGCUAGGCAACAUUUCGGCAUCUGCUGUCCUCAACGUGACGUCCGUUGACAACAGUGGCUUUAGUUACUUCACUACGGUCACCGUAGAGACAACUGAAACCGCUAUCGAUGGGGAGAGUAGGACACCAGUGCAGCCUUCUUUCGGCUGGGCGUCCUCUUCAACCACAAGGGGAACACCUAUUGCCACAGAGAGAGCGUACACCAUUCCUGUGACUGAUAUAGACAUUGAUGGGGCUCUCAAUGGUUUGGAGGAGGUGAUGAAAACCACCAAGAUCAUCAUUGGCUGCUUUGUGGCCAUCACACUCAUGGCUGCCGUCAUGCUCAUAAUUUUCUACAAGAUGCGCAAGCAGCACCACCAGCAGGAUCAUGAUGGGCCGACCCGCACCAUCGAGAUCAUCAGUGUACACGAGGAGCUGACGAGGGUUCCGGCCAUGGAGAGUCACCUGACUCUUCCGCCCUUGGAGCAUUACAACCACUAUAACUCCUACAAAACUGCUUAUAACCAUGUGUCGGCUCUCAGCUCGCUGCAUAGUUCAGUGCAUGAACCUUUACUAAUCCAAGCCAGCUCAAAGGAUAACGUGCAGGAGACACAAAUUUGACCAUGUUGGACGAAUUUAACUCUACUAAUGCUGUUUAAAUUUUGGUUGUGGACACGCUGUCAGAAUGAAGAUGACAGUGUGCUUUAAGACCUUCAGCAAUGUCAGUGAG